Cajanus cajan (pigeon pea) is the source of this 1531-nucleotide messenger RNA. Its product is annotated as E3 ubiquitin-protein ligase PUB23. The record is from RefSeq and is a predicted model, not a curated record. Gene Ontology annotation, biological process: protein ubiquitination. NCBI's taxonomy places the organism in Eukaryota, Viridiplantae, Streptophyta, Magnoliopsida, Fabales, Fabaceae. Gene Ontology annotation, molecular function: ubiquitin protein ligase activity.
CAUCUCUCUCAAAUCCUUCACGAAACCACUCAAACCUAAAUUUUCUCUUCACAACUUCAACUCGAACCAAUUGAGAAAUGGAGGAGAUCGACGUGCCUCCGUUUUUCGUGUGCCCCAUUUCCCUCGAACUCAUGAAGGACCCCGUAACGGUGUCUACGGGAAUCACCUACGACCGCGAAAGCAUCGAGAAAUGGGUCUUCGCCGGAAAGAACGACACGUGUCCCGUCACGAAGCAGAGCCUGAUCCUCCCUGACCUCACUCCGAACCACACGCUCCGCAGACUCAUCCAAGCCUGGUGCACCGUCAACGCCUCCCACGGCGUCCAACGGAUCCCAACUCCCAAAGCACCCGUCGACAAAGCCAUCAUCGAGAAACUCCUCAAAGACGCUUCGGACUCCCCGAGCCUCCAGCUUCGGUCCCUCCGCACCCUAAAAUCGAUCGUAUCCGUAAACCAAUCCAACAAACGCUGCGUCGAAUCCGCAGGCGCAGUCGACUUCUUAGCAUCGCUUAUAAUAACCAACACCAACGCCACUUCCUGCGUGGUGGACGAUGUGGACCUAGAGCUGAAAACAAAUGUAUCAGACGAAGCCUUGAGUUUGUUACACGCCAUUCAUCUAUCCGAGUCGGGUUUCAAGGCUCUGCUAACUCACUCAGAGUUCGUAAACUCUUUAACAAAGAUCAUGCAGAGAGGAAUCUACGAGUCACGCGCUUACGCCGUUUUCUUGUUGAAGUCCAUGACGGAGCUGGCGGAUCCGGUUCAGUUGAUUAACCUAAAACUAGAGUUGUUCACGGAGCUAGUGCAACUUCUGAAGGACCAGAUUUCGGAGAAGGCUUCCAGAGCGACGCUUCAGACGCUGAUUCAGGUGUGUCGAUGGGGGAGGAACAGAAUAAAAGCGGUGGAGGCGGGUGCGGUUGCGGUUAUCGUUGAGCUUCUUCUGGAUUGCAAGGAGAGGAAAGCGUGCGAGAUGAUGCUCAUUCUGUUGGAGAUUCUGUCGCAGAGUGCGGACGGAAGGGCGGCGCUGUUGGCGCACGCGGCGGGGGUGGCGGUGGUGGCCAAGAAGAUUCUUAGGGUUUCGACGGUGGCCAACGAUAGGGCGGCGAAGAUUCUGCUGUCGGUGUGCAGAUUCUCGGCGACGGCGGCGGUGGUGCAGGAGAUGGUGGAGCUCGGGGUGGUGGCGAAGCUGUGUCUGGUGCUGCAGGUUGACAGUGGGGAGAGGGCGAAGGAGAAGGCGAGGGAGAUUCUGAAGCUGCAUGCUAGGGUGUGGAGGAACUCCACCUGUGUGCCCAGGAAUUUGCUUGCUUCUUACCCCAUUAAUGUGUGAAGUGUGAAUGAAAGAAAAGGGAAAUGAAAAUUCAAGUUUUGAGUUCUUGUUAGCUGCUCCUCUUGUUUUGCUUUUGCUGUUCUUCCUGUACAGGAUUAUUAUUGUAUGGAACCAAGAUAGGUGCGUGGGGCGUCCAAGAUUGCCCCAGUGAAAAAGAAAAAAAUUGGAAUUUAUUAUGAAAUGCUGACACACAACAUGUUUUUGUGAAA